Messenger RNA from Cylicostephanus goldi, 825 nucleotides. NCBI's taxonomy places the organism in Eukaryota, Metazoa, Nematoda, Chromadorea, Rhabditida, Strongylidae. The record is from the annotation of a GenBank genome assembly.
AUGGAAAACGAUUAUCACAUCAUAAUCUAUUAUAGUUUUUACUACGGUAUUUCUUACGAUGAUGAUGAUGAGGCAAUCAGAGAGUACUGGGAUAUGGUUCCUGAGAUGCCAUCUCAAAUUUGCUUCUCUGAAGCAAUCAUGAAUCCUACAAUUUUGAAAGGGAUUUUUCUGGGAAUGAUAGUCAGCGCAAGUCAAAUAUUUUCGGGAAGUAUGGCUUCCGUAUCGUACUCGACUAGCAUGUUCUCAGCUGUGUCUUUCGACCAAUCAUUCAUUCCAUUCUUGCCUGCACUGGGAGCACUUGUUUCUAUUGCCUUGACUUUACCUGCCCUUAGACUGGUAGAGACCACAAGUCGGCGUUCACUUCUACUUAGCACACUUUUACUGUGCCUUUUUGCUGACUGUCUUCUUCUUAUCUUCUCCCUUCUCUCCAUGGAUGAAUGGUGGGCCUCAUGGCUCUAUCUACUCAGUUUCUUCAUUUAUGGAAUAGGCUACAACCUUGGCACCGGUCCAGUGGCCUACUUCAUUCCUGCUGAACUAGUACCCGCAGAAGCAGCCAGUGUUUCAUUGGGAGCCGCUGUGGCCGUCAACUGGAUAAGUUCUAUGGUAACCACCUUGCUUUACUACCCACUAAAUGAAUCUGUACAAGGGUGGAGCUACCUCCUAUUUAUCAUCCCUACAACUCUGUUCUUGAUAAUCCUGUUCUUCUUUCUUCCUGAAACGAGGUUUCACUACCGAUCCGAUACCAUAGACAGUCGAUUGCUAGCGGACCUAGGACAACCGUCGCCUUAUGGAACUUUUGAAGACGACGAAAUUGAUUUAUUUUGA